UGUGUCCGUGUGCGUAUGCGUAUGCUUGUAAUAAUAAUAAUCAUCAUCGGUUUAUUGAUUUUUAUGCAGCCAGAUGCUGAUAAUAUACAUAGAAAUACAGAUAAAGAGACAAACUAUAAACACAUAUAAACAACAAAGUAUACUAACAAUCUAUAACCUCAAACUAACCAAAAAACAAACCAACAAAAGACAAGUGCAAAUACAGAUGUGCUAGGAGCUGGACUAGUAAUUGUAGACUAGUGCUCGUUGAUGAGUCGGACUAGAGUGGGUAUUGUGCUCCGGUGCUAGCGGUCCGUGCGGGCCCUGAUGGGCACCAGUUUGUUGGCGGCGCGUCGGGGGGCAGCAGGUCGCGGUGGCGUGGAUGGCGCAGCAGCUUCAGGCCAAACUGCUGCAGUGUGGUGGCGUAGUGAGUGGCGAGGGAGAUGCCCAGUCUGAGCACCAGCAAGGAGACCUGCGAUCCAGUAAUAUGCUUCAUGGCCAAUAGCUUGAGCGGCCUGCACUGGCAGUUUGAGCCGGAGUUCAAGGUCCUGUACUUCAGCGUGCGGCCGCGGGGCGGGGCCCGCGAGCACGUCUAUCGGUCUGUCAACUUGUGCAAGCGUUCUUCGCCGCACAGGUUCUGGCAUUCCAUGGAAAUCCUCCGCCAAAGGCACCCUGACGCAAAAAUAAUUCUGUCAGUGCAUCAGGGGAAGGAGUAUUUCUCGUACUACACCGUGUACCCCUGGCGGAAGGACCUGUAUGGGCACAUGGCCGACCUCCCUGUCAGCGAGACGCUGGAUGUGCCUCAGCUGCUGAACCGCUACAGCGCUCUCUUCAAUAAUACCACACAAAGAAAAACUCGGAAGAAAAAGAGAGAAUGAUA
Molecule: messenger RNA, 859 nt
Organism: Penaeus indicus
Lineage: Eukaryota; Metazoa; Arthropoda; Malacostraca; Decapoda; Penaeidae
Exons: 4
Coding region: 423-857 (144 amino acids)
Source: RefSeq, a predicted model, not a curated record